This is a messenger RNA of Melampsora larici-populina 98AG31, 939 nucleotides long. RefSeq lists its product as uncharacterized. Bases 1 to 939 code for a protein of 312 amino acids. The record is from RefSeq and is a predicted model, not a curated record. Lineage: Eukaryota; Fungi; Basidiomycota; Pucciniomycetes; Pucciniales; Melampsoraceae. The transcript is spliced from 3 exons.
AUGCCUUCGUCACAGUCUCCAGACCCGCAACUGAAGCCGAGGAAACGCUCGUGGUCAAAGACGCUUGCUUCUAUAUUCUUGGAUUUUUUUGAAGAUCGACACACCGAGAAAAAGUCGAUAAUUGAGCAUCAAGGGCAUCCGCGUUGUCGAAAGUUUUCGACUAAAAGGAAAAAGACCUUUCCAAAUUCAGAUCUUGCUGCUUCACCUAGUAUUACCAUCAUAUCAAUAAAUCCUCCAAAGCCUGCUGGCGGCGUUUGGGCGGAUACACAGCUUCACACAAACAUAACAGAAUCUCAACAGUUCUCAUCUAGUUUUCAAAACCCAUGGACAAAACUUUCGCCAAGACCCAUACGAGAGAACGAAACAACAGAACUAGUUGAACCGACCGAGCUUGAGGAAGAAGCCAAAGACUGGCUUGCUUCCUUGGCGACCGAAAAUCAAGCCCGUAGAAGAUCCGAACCAAGCUCUCGCUGCCAGUCGACACCUACGAGAAAGUCUCGCUCAGAUUCACUGAGCAGUCCGUCACCUGCAUUACUUCCCCUUUCACCGGAUGUCACCAGGAGGUCGCGUUCGGGGUCUCUGAGUCGCUUAACACCACCCAAAAUGAGUCCCAUGUCUCCCGAUUCACCACAGAAGGCAUCCAAUGCAUUAGGAGGAGUGAUACCAAGCUCCACCCUAAUGGUCCCUGAGCUUGGGUCGAGAGGUCGAAAGUUCCGGGGUAAAUCUCCGUGCAGCAUAUACUUUCAAAAGGCCAGUGUUGUUCCGACAAAAUCGGAAGCGGAAAGGUGGUUAUGUUUUGAGUAUCGGAAAGGACAUGAAAUCCCCAAACACCGAGCCAUCCAUGUAGCCUUUCUAUUUAGCAGCAAAUCAUCUUGUUAUCAUACAAGCAGGAAAAUCAAAUUCUUGGUUGUGCUCAACCAGGAUCAUGCACCCACUUGA